AGUGGGCGCGUCCCCAAGGCCUGGGUGCUUUGCGUGCUUCCUUGCCAAUCCCGGGUAGCCCGCGAGGACUGCUGAGGCCGCAGGUCUGUGGCUGCGGGUCGGGCCGCGAGGGGUGGUUGGAAGAACAAUGCCUAUGAGUCUUUGACAUGAUGAUGUACAUCCGGCAAAGAAAAGAGACAAAACCCGUCGAAGUUGCUGAGGAUUUCCCGUCACCAAAAGAAGAUGUGAAGUUGGAAAAGAAAUUGCCAUCUGGUUGUGCCUCUGGAAGGUUCUGGAAGAUCCUGUCAUCUGCAGUUGGCGGAACCGUGGCCCUUUGCAUUGGACUUCUUACAUCCGUGUACCUGGCCACCCUACAUGAGAAUGAUUUGUGGUUUUCCAAUAUAAAGGAAGUAGAGCGAGAAAUCUCAUUCAGGACAGAAUGUGGACUGUACUAUUCUUACUACAAGCAGAUGCUGCAGGCUCCGACCCUCCUGCAAGGUUUCCAUGGCUUAAUCUAUGACAAUAAAACCGAAUCCAUGAGGACGAUCAACCUCCUUCAAAGAAUGAAUAUUUACCAAGAAGUUUUCCUCAGUGUUUUAUACAGAGUUCUCCCCAUACAGAAAUAUCUAGAGCCUGUUUAUUUUUAUAUCUACACUCUUUUCGGACUCCAAGCAGUCUAUGUCACAGCCCUUUAUAUAACCAGCUGGCUCCUUAGUGGCACCUGGCUGUCAGGCCUGCUGGCAGCUCUCUGGUACGUCACCAACAGAAUCGACACGACCAGAGUUGAGUUCACCAUCCCGCUGAGGGAGAACUGGGCUCUGCCUUUUUUUGCAAUUCAGAUUGCAGCAAUUACCUACUUCCUGAGACCAAACUUGCAGCCUCUUUCUGAAAGGCUGACCCUUUUUGCCAUUUUCGUAUCAACUUUUCUCUUUAGCCUGACAUGGCAAUUUAAUCAGUUCAUGAUGCUGCUGCAGGCGCUGGUGCUGUUCAUCCUGGACUCCUUGGACAUGCUGCCAGCCGUGAAGGCCACCUGGCUGUACGGCAUCCAGAUAAGCUGCCUGCUCCUCGUCUGCAUGCUUCAGUUUUUUAACUCCAUGAUCCUCGGAUCGCUGCUCAUCAGUUUUAACCUCUCAGUAUUAAUUGUAAGAAAACUUCAGAAGAACCUGAAGACUGGAACCUUCCUGACUAGGAUUUGGAAACUAUUGUUGCAUUUGCUUCUAGUUUUCUGCUUGACACUUUUUCUCAACAACAUUAUUAAGAAAAUUCUUAACCUGAAGUCAGACGAACACAUCUUUAAAUUUCUGAAGGCCAAGUUUGGGUUUGGAGCAACAAGGGAUUUCGAUGCAAAUCUCUAUCUGUGUGAAGAAGCCUUGCCUCCUGCCUCAACACAUUCCAAAGGCUCUCAGAGACGCUGCUUUUUUUACGCGUACAUGUUCGUCCUAUUGGUCACAGUGGUCACAGCGUCCGUUGUGGCCUUUCAUAAUCUCAGUGACUCCACAAGUCUGCAGCCCGUGGAUCAGACAAGAAAGCGUGUGGUUGACCUGAAGCCAGAAGCCGCAUACAACCUGAUCCACACCAUUCUGUUCGGCGUCUUGGCGUUGAGUACGAUGAGGAUGAAGUACCUGUGGACCUCCCACAUGUGUGUGUUCGCGUCCUUCGGCCUGUGCAGCUCUGAGAUCUGGGAACUGAUUCUGAGGCUGGUUCAUCUCUGCAACCCGAAGAGGAUCUGGGUCAUGCGGUACUCGGUGCCUGUCCUCACCCUGCUGUGCCUGUGCUGUAAGUCCUGGCCAGGAAUGAUGGAUGAACUCUCCGAGUUGAAAGAAUUCUAUGACCCAGAUACAGUGGAACUGAUGAACUGGAUUAACUCCAAUACACCGAGGAAGGCCGUGUUCGCUGGAAGCAUGCAGUUGCUGGCUGGAGUCAAGCUGUGUACAGGACGGACGCUGACCAACCACCCACACUACGAAGAUAAAAGUCUGAGAGAGCGGACCCAGGCGGUUUAUCAGAUAUAUGCGAAGAGGUCCCCAGAGGAAGUGCACGCACUCCUGAGGUCCUUCGGCACCGACUUUGUGAUCCUGGAAGACAGCAUCUGCUAUGAGCGCAGGCACCACAGGGGCUGCCGGCUGCGUGAUUUGCUGGACGUCGCCAAUGGGCAUGAGAUGGAUGGGCCAGGAGAGAGUGACCCUGACUUGAGACCUGCAGACCACCCUCGAUUCUGUGAAGAGAUUAAAAGGAACCUGCCGUCCUACGCAGCCCACUUCACUAGAGUGUUCCAGAACAAGACAUUCCAUGUCUACAAACUGUCCAGAAACAAAUAACCGUGUCCGUUCUUAAACCACAGUGCAUCGACAGCUGGUAGAGCCCGUGUCUGUGAGUCAGGAGCGAGACUUGAAUGCUGGGGUUGCAGACAGCCUGCAGACAAGUCUUGCUGCCAUGGGAUACGCCUUCUGCUAGCAUCAGCCUUCUCCGCCGUCCUGUCUGUCUUUUCUCUGAGUGUUCUUAGCCUCACGAGUGUACCUGGCCGAGGCUGGCCGGGGAUGCUGUCCCUGAGGGAGUGAUGUAUGACCCACUGGGUGGCCUGGAAAUGAAAUGCUGGUGGUUGCCAGUGACCCUGAGCCCUCUGUGAGCGAGUGGACCAGCUGCACACUUCAGUCACUGACCCUGCACCACUGAGACCGCUUGGUGGCUUUUUAACAGUUGAUUGUC
This is a messenger RNA of Rattus rattus (black rat), 2685 nucleotides long. RefSeq names its product dpy-19 like C-mannosyltransferase 3 (gene Dpy19l3). Gene Ontology annotation, cellular component: nuclear inner membrane. NCBI's taxonomy places the organism in Eukaryota, Metazoa, Chordata, Mammalia, Rodentia, Muridae. Gene Ontology annotation, molecular function: mannosyltransferase activity. The record is from RefSeq and is a predicted model, not a curated record. The coding region runs from base 147 to 2297 and encodes 716 amino acids. The transcript is spliced from 19 exons.